AUGAGGCAGGAGGGCAGUGGGGGUGGGUUGCCGGGAUCCUCUGGCCUGAUGCCUCCCCUUGCAAAAGUGCCAGGCUGCCUGGGGGGCUCUGAGGUGGCUGCAGGCUUCUGCCCCUGCCCUGUCUUCACAGCGGAAAUGUCAGUGCCUGCCAUGGCAGUGCGUGUGCUAAAAUGGAGCCAUACAGAGAUGAGCGUGACCCCUGCGCUGGGGGACACGCGAGACCGGAAAAGCUUCGUGUUGAAAACCAUGAAGUCUGGACCCCGGGACCCUGGAACAGGACCCUAUUGCAGAUCCACCCCGGGAAGUUCAUAUGUCCCGAGUGCCAGAACCUUCCUUGGAGUCAAAGAAAAGGAGAACAACUUCCCCCCGCUGCCCAAGUUCAUUCCCCUGCAGCCCUGCUUCUACCAGAACUUCUCUGACGAGAUCCCUAUCGAGCACCAGGUCCUGGUGAAGAGGAUCUACCGCCUGUGGCUGUUCUACUGCACCACCCUGGGCGUCAACCUCAUCGCCUGCCUGGCCUGGUGGAUCGCUGGCGGCUCGGGAGCCAACUUCGGUCUGGCCCUGGUCUGGCUGCUGCUCUUCUGCCCCUGCGGCUACGUGUGCUGGUUCCGGCCCGCAUACAAGGCCUUCCGAUCUGACAGCUCCUUCAAUUUCAUGGCGUUUUUCUUCAUCUUUGGAGCCCAGUUCGUCCUGACCGUCAUCCAGGCUGUCGGCUUCUCGGGAUGGGGCGCAUGUGGUUGGCUGGCUGCGAUUGGGUUCUUCCAGACCAGUGUCGGGGCCGCCGUGGUCAUGCUGCUUCCGGCCAUCAUGUUCUCCAUGUCGGCCGCCAUGAUGGCCAUCACGAUCAUGAAGGUGCACAGCAUCUACCGCGGGGCUGGCGGGAGCUUCCAGAAGGCGCAGACGGAGUGGAGCACAGGCGCCUGGCGGAAUCCGCCGUCCCGGGAGGCCCAGUACAACAACUUCUCAGGGAACAGCCUGCCUGAGUACCCCACUGUGCCCAGCUACCCGGCCAGCGGCAGCCAGUGGCCUUAG
Molecule: messenger RNA, 1032 nt
Organism: Lipotes vexillifer (Yangtze River dolphin)
Lineage: Eukaryota; Metazoa; Chordata; Mammalia; Artiodactyla; Lipotidae
Gene: SCAMP4
Product: secretory carrier membrane protein 4
Exons: 9
Coding region: 1-1032 (343 amino acids)
Biological process (GO): protein transport
Cellular component (GO): trans-Golgi network membrane; recycling endosome membrane
Source: RefSeq, a predicted model, not a curated record